GGUCCGAGCGCCAGGAGGUCCGGCGGCGAGCGUGACCUCACGGGGAGGGGCCAGCGCGGCGGCCCGGGCACGGAGCCGAGCGCCGACAGCGCAGCGCCGGAGCCCAGCGGCCGGGAGCGCACGCCGGGGCCCCGAUGGAGCGGUACAAAGCACAGGGGUGUUGCUGUCUGGUGGUACAGAGAAGGAUCCUGCAGGUUUCUGCUUCCCUGGAGCAGUUGUUGACAGAGCUGGAUGACUUCCUCAAGAUUCUCGACCAAGAGAACCUGAGCAGCACCGCUGUGGUCAAGAAGAGUGGCCUGGCUGAGCUUCUCCGGCUUUACAACAAAAGCAGCAGUUCCGAUGAGGAGUACAUUUAUAUGAACAAAGUGACCGUCAACAGGCCACAGAAUGCGGAGUCCCAAGACAAAGCACCUGAGGAGCAGAACCCACUGCCCAACGGGGAGCCUGGCCAGCACUCCCUGGCCCCUCAGAAGAGCCUUCCAGACCUCCCGCCACCCAAGAUCAUUCCAGAGCGGAAGCAACUCUCCGUCCCCAAGAUUGAGUCUCCAGAGGGUUACUAUGAAGAGGCUGAGCCAUACGACACAUCACUCAACGAGGACGGAGAGGCAGUGAGCAGCUCCUACGAGUCCUACGACGAAGAGGAAAACAGCAAGGGCAAGUCGGCCCCCUAUCAGUGGCCGUCGCCUGAGGCCGGCAUCGAGCUGAUGCGCGACGCCCGCAUCUGUGCCUUCCUGUGGCGCAAGAAGUGGCUGGGACAGUGGGCCAAGCAGCUAUGCGUCGUCAAGGACACCAGGCUCCUGUGCUACAAAUCCUCCAAGGACCACAGCCCGCAGCUGGAUGUGAACUUGGUGGGCAGCAGCGUCAUCCACAAGGAGAAGCAAGUGCGGAAGAAGGAGCACAAGCUAAAGAUCACGCCCAUGAACGCCGACGUGAUCGUGCUCGGCCUGCAGAGCAGGGACCAAGCAGAGCAGUGGCUCAGGGUCAUCCAGGAGGUGAGUGGCCUGCCUGCAGAAGGAGCGCCCGAGGGAAAUCAGUACACCCCAGACGCCCAGCGCCUGAGCGGCCCGAAACCAGAUGUAACGGAGAAGUACGGGUCGGCCCCGGAAUAUGGGAGCUCCGUAGAUGGCCACCCUGAGGUCCCAGAGGCCAAAGAUGUCAAGAAGAAAUGUUCUACUGGCCUCAAACUGAGCAACCUAAUGAAUCUGGGCCGGAAGAAGUCUACCUCGCUGGAGCCUCCGGACAGGUCCCUCGAGACAUCCAGCUACCUGAACGUGCUGGUCAACAGCCAGUGGAAGUCCCGCUGGUGCUCCGUCAGGGACAGUCACCUGCACUUCUACCUGGACCGGAACCGGAGCAAGGUGGCCCAGCAGCCCGUCAGCCUGCUGGGCUGUGAGGUGGUCCCAGACCCGAGCCCCGACCACCUCUACUGCUUCCGCAUCCUGCACCACGGCGAGGAGCUGGCCAAGCUCGAGGCCAAGUCUUCCGAGGAAAUGGGCCACUGGCUAGGCCUCCUGCUCUCUGAGUCAGGCUCCAAGACAGACCCGGAGGAAUUCACCUACGACUACGUGGAUGCCGACAGGGUGUCCUGUAUCGUGAGUGCGGCCAAAACCUCUCUGCUACUGAUGCAGAGGAAGUUCUCAGAGCCAAACACUUACAUCGAUGGCCUGCCCAGCCAGGACCGCCAGGAGAUGCUGUAUGACGACGUGGAAGUGUCGGAGCUGACGGCCAUGGUGGAAACACUCGAAGCCGCCCCUGUGACAGACGCUCUGAGCGAGCCCCCGCCGGACCGAGUAUACCUGGACCUCACGCCUGUCAAGUCCUUUCUGCACAGCCCCAGCAGUGCACAGACCCGGGCCCACUCCCCAGUGCCAUCCCACCUGGACCCCCCAGCCGAGGCUCUCCCUGCAGACCCGGGCCCUGCCCCAGAUGAGCCCCUCGUAGAGCCCCCAGAGAACCCCAAGUUGCAGCAGACGCGGCAGGACAGUCCGGAGUCUGAAGAGCCUUCCGGGAGACUCACGACAGUCAAAAUCCAGACCGAACAGCAGAAGAUCUCCUUCCCAUCGAGCUGCCCCGACACUACAGCCGUCCCCCCGGCGGGGGCCAGCCCGCCUGUGAAGGACAAGCUGAGGGUGACCACUGCAGAGAUCAAACUGGGCAAGAAUAGGACAGAAGCCGAGGUGAAGCGGUACACAGAGGAGAAGGAGAGGCUCGAGAAGAAGAAGGAAGAAAUCCGGGGGCACCUGGCUCAGCUCCGGAAAGAGAAACGGGAGCUGAGAGAGACCCUGUUAAAAUGCACAGACAAGGGAGUCCUGGCCAGCCUGGAGCAGAAGCUGAAGGAAAUCGACGAGGAGUGCAGGGUCGAGGAGAGCAGGCGUGUGGACCUCGAGCUCAACAUCGUGGAGGUGAAGGACAACCUGAAGAAGGCAGAGGCCGGGCCCGUGACGCUGGGCACCACUGUGGACACCACCCACCUGGAGAACGUGAGCCCCCGGCCCAAGGCUGCCACCCCCACCCCUGCCCCAGACUGCACCCCGGUCAACUCUGCCACCGCGCUCAAGAACAGGCCUCUUUCGGUCAUGGUCACGGGCAAAGGCACCGUCCUCCAGAAAGCGAAGGUAAGCGGCGGUCACACCCAGCCUCCUGCGGGGCCACCGUGGACGGCAGAACUGUCACUAAGGCGGGGUCCCUCGUCUGCCUAGGGUAGCACGUCCCCGCUUUGGGCGCCAGCUCUGAGCCCUCGGCUCUCACGCAGGGGCUGAGGCUUCCUUGUGCCUUUGGCUCCGUCUUCGGCCCUGAGCAACCAGAAAGGCGUGGGCACUUGGUCCAAACGCUCUUACCGGUCACAGCCUGAGGACCCUUGAUCCUGCAACUGUCCACCCGUUGGUUACCCAGUAGAUUCCAGGGUGAUAGCCUGAGUUCAGAGACAAGCUGUGACGGGCGAGUUUCCAAGUCAGAAAGUCAGUGAUUCUUAAAGGCCUUCUGCCACUAAAACUGAAGGGACAGGUGGUAGGAUUUGCCUAAAGCCCCCCAGCCAGCUGGUGGCCAAGGGCUUGGUAAGGUAUAAGCAAGGACAGAGUGCCCUUGCUGGGUUUCUCCCUGAGGGCUAAAGUGUUAGCAGUCUCUUCCGCCUACCAAAGACCAUGCCCCGAGCUGCCUUUGUUGGUGGCAAACUCAGUUCCUUAUUUCUGUCCUGAUUACCUACCAGAGAGAUUCGGGGGCACAUGCACCGAUGACUAACUCCUAAAUCCACAUGAGCAUGUGAGGCUCUGCUCCCUCACUCCCAGCAUGCUCCGCUGUGCCACAGUCUCUGAAUCUCUUAACGUGUGCCCCAAACUGUGAACAGACAAUUACCGUCUCCAAUGCCUCUAAGCUUCAAAAAAAAUACUUCUUACCCUCCGUAGCAACCUCCAUAUACACAGAACAAUGUUAGCUAACUCUCUUCUUUGGCGGGGGGGGCGGGUGGUGGUGCUGGUAUUUGCCACCCUAGGAAUGGGAGAAGAAAGGAACAAGUUAGGAAACAAGUUUCAUCUAAAGACUUUUCCUGCCAUCGUGGACCUUGGUGACAAUCCUGCUUCAUUAAAGUCUUUGUUCAGAAGAAAAAAGGACUAUGGUACUACAGGUGGAGAGCACUGGCUAAGAGGAGGCUCUGUCCGUCUUCAGAGCCAAAGGAAAUAAUAUAUAACAACAAAAAGAGAGCUUCUCUGGAGACCUAAGUCUACUGGGUGGAAACAAUCCAUUGUUGUAUUCAGGUGUAUUCUGUGUCUCUUCUUUGAAGUUUUCAUCAACUGCUGUAUCAAGCUUUGUAAGUAGCGAAAAGCUUCUGAUGGUGAGACUUUGGUGGGAAAGAAAUCAAGGUAGCAGGACCCUGACCCACUGGUCGUGUGGCUUUGGUGACCGAGAAGACCUGCACUCUGGACUGUCACCUCCAAGGCUCUUCAACAUUAGCAAGUCCUACUCAGUCUUCCAUGGUUUUAAAACAGCCUCGAUAUCACCUGUGUAAAGCCAUCCAUGACAUGCUUUUUGAAAAGACAGGAACAGGGGAGAAUACUUGGGACCAAGCGGAGGUGAGGUCCCCACUAAGUUCAGGACUUUUUUUUUUUUCCAGCCUCAAGCAGGCCUGAAUCAAUUGCUUUUAAAUAAAAUUUUAAGUGAUGCUGUAUUAUAUAGGGGGAAAAAUGUUUAAAAUCCUGUAAUUUAGAACAGCGAAAAGUGUCUUUUUGAGAUUUGAAAGUAUCUUUUUGAGAUCGGACUUUUUACAUUACCAUAGGAGAAAAGAUGACCCAGCGUUUACAGAUUCCGUCCUGUGGCCAGGCCAUUUUUAAGGGAAAAGUUAUUUAAGUUCUGCGUAAUGUCCAGGCCCCUUCCGUGAAGAAGGUGGCGAAUUUUGUUUCGGGGUGAUUCUCUCUCCUCUUAAAAUUGGCAGUGCUGUUCUUCUGUGUCUUCUCUUCUGAUGUGUCUGUUGUUAACACCGAUUGAAACAUUUCAUCUGUCGUUUCUGCCUCGUUUUGGGGGCGGGGUGGGGGGCGGUUAUCAAUCAGAGUUCUCUAACACUGGUUCCUGAGAACUAAAAUUCUUUUGAUUUCUACGGUCUUUCUAAUCCCAGGGCAUUUAUUUUCUUUGUGCUAUAUACGCUUGGUGCCCUUUACCAAGUGAUGAGUUCGAUUUUUUUUUUUUUAAUAAAAUGUUAAUUGUA
This is a messenger RNA of Prionailurus viverrinus (fishing cat), 4693 nucleotides long. RefSeq names its product actin filament associated protein 1 like 2 (gene AFAP1L2). The record is from RefSeq and is a predicted model, not a curated record. Gene Ontology annotation, molecular function: SH3 domain binding; SH2 domain binding. The transcript is spliced from 19 exons. Lineage: Eukaryota; Metazoa; Chordata; Mammalia; Carnivora; Felidae. Gene Ontology annotation, cellular component: cytosol. Gene Ontology annotation, biological process: regulation of interleukin-6 production; regulation of mitotic cell cycle; positive regulation of epidermal growth factor receptor signaling pathway. The coding region runs from base 135 to 2699 and encodes 854 amino acids.